AUGAAGGUUUUUGUAAAGACUUUGAAGGGUACUAAUUUCGAGAUCGAAGUUAAACCUGAAGAUACGGUGGUUGAUGUGAAGAAAAACAUAGAGAGUGCACAGGGAGCUGAUGUUUAUCCAGCGGCGCAACAGAUGCUAAUUUAUCAAGGGAAAGUUCUUAAGGAUGAUACAACAUUGGAUGAAAAUAAAGUUGCUGAAAGUAGUUUUAUUGUUGUUAUGUUAAGCAAGAGUAAGGUUUCAUCAGGCGGACCCUCAACUGCACCAGCUGCACCAGUUGCACCAGCUGCACCCCCAAGCCAAGCCCAACCUGCAAGUUCCUUGCCUUCCAAUGUGACACAACCAUCAAUAACAUCUCAAGCUCCUGUGCCAGCUGCAGCAUUUUCAGAUACAGACGUGUAUGGGCAAGCGGCAUCAAAUCUCGUUGCAGGAAAUAAUUUAGAAGCAACCAUUCAACAGAUUCUCGAUAUCGGUGGAGGAAGUUGGGACCGAGAAACUGUUGUUCGUGCUCUACGUGCUGCAUUCAACAACCCUGAACGAGCUGUUGAAUAUCUAUACUCGGGUAUUCCAGAGCAAGCUGAAGUUCCACAAGUUGACCAAGGUCCAGCAAAUGUUGACGCUGUAAAUCCUCCAGCUCAGGCUCCGCAACUAGCUGCACCUCCUAGCGGCGGACCAAAUGCAAAUCCGCUAGAUCUUUUUCCACAGGCAUCCUUGCGAGCUAUGGUGCAAGCAAACCCUCAAAUCCUGCAGCCUAUGCUCCAGGAGCUAGGGAAGCAAAAUCCACACCUGAUGCGUCUUAUUCAAGAGCAUCAGGCUGAUUUCUUGCGCUUGAUAAACGAACCUGUUGAAGGAGAGGGGAACGUGCUGGGCCAAUUGGCCUCUGCAAUGCCACAAGCGGUGACUGUCACCCCUGAGGAGCGUGAGGCAAUUGAACGUCUUGAAGGAAUGGGCUUUGAUCGAGCCAUAGUAUUGGAGGUGUUCUUUGCAUGCAACAAGAAUGAAGAACUGGCGGCCAACUAUCUAUUAGAUCACAUGCAUGAGUUCGACGAAUGA
This is a messenger RNA of Dovyalis caffra, 1050 nucleotides long. NCBI's taxonomy places the organism in Eukaryota, Viridiplantae, Streptophyta, Magnoliopsida, Malpighiales, Salicaceae. The record is from the annotation of a GenBank genome assembly.